Messenger RNA from Monodelphis domestica (gray short-tailed opossum), 951 nucleotides. NCBI's taxonomy places the organism in Eukaryota, Metazoa, Chordata, Mammalia, Didelphimorphia, Didelphidae. The record is from RefSeq and is a predicted model, not a curated record.
AUGGGUGAGAGACAGACCGCUGGGGUGGGUCGGGCCGGGAGCCGGAGUGCAGCUCGGGCAUCAGGGAGGAAAACAGUGAAACCAGCACUUCCCAGCAAGUCCUCACAAGCAGCAGGUGUGAGUCUUGCCACUGUUUGCAGCUCCAUACCUUCACAAAGAAACUUGCAUCUAAACUCCCCUGCCUGUCAAACACUAGAGAUGGUUGUUCCUAGUCCUCAGUCUGUUCAGGGCUUCCAGUCAAGUCAGUUAUUCCAGCCCAGCCAGAUGUUCCAGUCGGAUCAAGGGUUCCAGGUACCUCAGCCCAGCCAAGGGUUCCAGUUCACUCAGGCACCUGAACCCAGCCAGAAGAGAAAGAUCCUUCAGCUCACUCGGAAGGAGAAAAUGGCAGUGUGCCUUUGUAUGCUGGUAGGGGUAGCUCUGCUCCUGGGUGUGAUAAACCUUGCUGUGACCUUAAUGAAGUUGACUGAACCAAGGGGUCUCGAUGCACUAAGAAAGGACAUCUAUCAAAUCCAAGAAGAUACCAAUCGAACCAUAACUGAGCUUCGAGAUUUAAUUGGCUGUGCCAGAAAGUCCUGCCCCAGGAACUGGCUUCCUUUUGAGGGAAGCUGCUACUUCUUUUCUACAACUACCAAGAGUUGGGAUGCUGCCAAUCUAUUUUGCAUGAAGAAUUACUCCCACCUGGUCAUCAUCAAUGACACUGAAGAACAGAACUUUGUGACUAAGGCCCGUCGCUCACUCCGGACAUACUGGCUGGGAUUGACAGACAGAAGAGUUGAAGGACAAUGGAAAUGGUUGGACGAUUCCUUACUCACUUCAAGCUUCUGGAAGUUAGGGGAGCCCAAUGAUUCCUUCAAUGAAGACUGUGUCAUUAUGCUCUCAGAUGGCCUUUGGAAUGAUAUAUCUUGCACUUUGACCACAUAUUGGAUUUGUGAGAUGAAACAUACUUGUUGA